UGAGGAGGAAGCCGGCCCCGCUUGCAGGUGCUGGGGGGAGCCACAGGGAUCACCCCCCCCCCAGUCUGUGACAGCCAGUUUCCCUAGGUGGUUCAUGACUGAGCCGAGAGGCGGAAGAGAAGAAGGAAAGAGUCUUCUCCCUUGGCCCUGACCCUUUCUCAGGGCUGAAAUCCAAGAGGGACUUCGCAACAUGCAACUCUACAGCAACUAUAUCCCGUCAGGAUUUCUCCUAGUUCUGUUUUACAGUCCUGUCUCUGUGGCCUGGAGUUCCACACUGCCCAGCUCAAUCCAAGCUCUGAAGGGCUCCUGCGUGGUCAUUCCGUGCUCAUUCACCUUCCCAGGUGCCCGUGAUUCCUGGGGAAGAAAAUUCAGUGUGGCUUGGUACCAGUACUGGUCACGAGGUUACCCGGAAAUCUACAACAGCAAGAGCUCAAGGAGCGUUCUUGCCGAGUAUCGGGGGCGGACGGAGGUGGUGGGAGACCUGGAGUUGGGCAACUGCACCCUCAUCCUCAAAGACGUGCGCCGUGAGGAUGCCAUGAGCUACUACGUGUGGAUCAAUCCAGACUCGGUCAGCCACCGGUUCUAUGAUGUCACAGUCCGCCUGGAAGUAACAGAUGUUCCAGAACAGCUCAAGCUGAACGAUCCAGGGUUAUUGACCGAGGGUGACCGGACCUCGUUGGCAUGCUCAGCCUUACACACCUGUCCUCUGUUCCCACCUACUAUCACCUGGAACCUUACUGGCGAGAAAGCUGUGACCAUCCAGGAACGUCUAGCAGAUGGUGUCUGGCGGACAGAGUCGGGGCUCAACUACGUCCCGUCCUACAAAGACCACGGCAAAUAUCUGCAGUGCACAGCCACUUUCCCCACCCAGCAGGUGUCUCGCAGGGGUAUUACUUUGCAAGUCAAAUAUUCCCCAAAGGAUGCAGUCGUCUCUGUGGUGGGGAACCCGACCUUGAAGGAAGGAGACAGCGUCACCCUGCGAUGUAGCAGCCACAGUAACCCCCCCACCCUCAGUUACCGCUGGUUUUUUGGGCCACGCAAGGCACCGCUGAAGGGAGCAGGCACUGGGCCUGCAGUGAAGCUGACAAACGUAACGAGGGACUCUGGGCCAUAUUACUGUGUCGCGGAGAAUGACGUUGGGAUGGGAGAAGACUCACUCCCCACCUACCUCGAUGUAGAGUACAAGCCAGUGAUCCUGCCAGAAGGCAACUGCACCAUAUCCAGGACCGGAGAGAUAGUCACGUGUUACUGCUUGGCAGAAGGAAACCCAGUACCGGGCCUCGAGUGGCACCUGCCGAACCAAACCAUUCCUGAGGACUUCAACAGCUCUGUGCUUCAGGCAGCCUCGGUUUCACUGGGGCACAUGAUCGUUGGGGAACUGAGGGGCCCCGCAUCCAUCUUGGCCAAUGUGUCCUGCUCAGCCACCAAUCGGCAUGGGCCCAGCCAAGUCGCCUUGCCCACCUUCCAAGCAGGCUCUGGAAUGGAAAAUAAGUCCCUGGCAUGCAUGCAGCUAAAAAAUUGUACCAUAGAUGGACACAGCGAGUAUGGGAACUCUACCUUGCUGUUCAUGGCGUGUGGGGUUGCAGCUGGGGGCUUCCUUCUCUUUACCCUGCUGGGUGUUGUGAUCUUUAAAGUGACAAAGACCAGGAAACAGAAGGGGAAAGAGGGGAAAGAGGAGGAGGAAGAAGAGGAAGACCAAACAAUUUAUGUCAAUGAUGGAAAUGGGGAACGAAAGGUAUCUCUUAAAGGAGAAAAGCCAUCCGACUCCAAGGAGGAAGAGAAAGUCAACAUGUACAGCAAGCCAAAGGCCAGAGGGAGCCCAACAACUUACAAUGACCUGUGCGCUGAAGCCUAUGAGACGAUGGAAAGGACAGAUGAAGAUUAUGAGAAUGUACCAUCGUUGGGGCCUCUGGGGAAUUUUGGAAAUCUGAGCAACUGGCAGCCCACGUCUGGGACUGACCAGAUCUACUCCAAUGUCUGAUCCGAGAAGAGAGAGGAAAGAAGCCGCUCGUCCCAAACUUUUCUAUUUAACAAGCGCUUACGUAACUAGAAAUAGUAGCAGCUAGAGCAACUGGUGGGAACAACAGGAAGGCAGAAAGGCUUGAGCUGGUAUCCAUUUAGGACACCUAUAGGAACAACCUUGCACAAUUCCCACCUGGUGAUGCUUUCAUGAGUUAAAGCUCACGUUUUCAGAUACCUGACAAAGCAUCUGAGGAAAUGAGCUUUGGCACAUGACAGCUUAUGGAAAACGCUGUCGGUCUUUAAGGUGCUACUGGACUCGAAUUUUGUUCUACUGCAGACUAACUCGGCUAUCCGCCUGAAAUUAUCCACAUGGUAAAGGUUACCUUCCAGAAUUCUCUGGGAAGUAUGAUUAGUGUAAUCUCCUGGGACUUCUUGCUACAGAAAAUAUAAGCAUUCCUUCCUGCUGUAUUGGGGGGUAUAUUAUGGAGACAGAAUCCUAGAUUCUAAAAUGUGGGGGGAAUAUUUACGGCACUAUCUUCCUUCUGGAGGAAAUAUCCUUGAUCCUGGCCCUGAGGCUUUCUUAGUGUAAGGGAAUAAUUUAAUCUGGAUAACUCCCUGGACUGUCUGCUGAAAGGAGGUGAGCUGUUUAGCCCCGUUCCCCCCACCCCGCCCCCAGAUGUGCUGAGCCUCAUUGUAUCAGUGGAUUUUACUGUCAGACUUGCAAAGUACAUGUCUCUAUUUUUGUACUAUCA
This is a messenger RNA of Eublepharis macularius, 2714 nucleotides long. Its product is annotated as myelin-associated glycoprotein-like. Lineage: Eukaryota; Metazoa; Chordata; Lepidosauria; Squamata; Eublepharidae. Bases 191 to 1981 code for a protein of 596 amino acids. The record is from RefSeq and is a predicted model, not a curated record. The transcript is spliced from 10 exons.